Messenger RNA from Eufriesea mexicana, 1518 nucleotides. RefSeq names its product EF-hand domain-containing family member B. Bases 1 to 1518 code for a protein of 505 amino acids. NCBI's taxonomy places the organism in Eukaryota, Metazoa, Arthropoda, Insecta, Hymenoptera, Apidae. The transcript has 10 exons. The record is from RefSeq and is a predicted model, not a curated record.
AUGGAAAAAUAUAAUGUAAAUGCAGAAAAUAAAUAUUUGGCUUUAAUUGAUGAAGAUGGAAAUUCUUGCAACAAAAAAUUUGAAAGUUAUAAAACGUUAACAUCCAACAUUAAACAAUGUUUUAUAGAUUAUUCUUUAGAAGAUAAAAUUGAAGCUAUAAAAAAUGUACUUGUUUAUAAUGAAAAACAUACACAAAUGUUACCAUCAGAUAUAAAUAAUAUACAUAAUAUCAAACAAAUAAUUGGUGUAAAAGAAUGCUUACAACCAUAUCAAGAGACAUCAUUCCAAACAAUUCUUUCUGAAUUAAAACAUACUGUAAUGAAAAGUUAUUGGAAUAAAGAAGUUGGUAAAACACGUUAUCAAAUUUCAAAUCUUCCAGUAAGAAUGAAUCCAUUAGAAGUGACUUUUGGAAAGAAACUUAAAUCUGGAGAAACUAUGGCCGAACUUCUUAAAGAAAAAAUAAAAAAAAAUGAUAUUCCAGAGCAAAAACUUCUUGAGAUGUAUAAAAAAAGUCAUAACAGUUAUUUGCCUGCAGAGCAAAUCAAUAGACAUUAUAAGAAACCAUUUGAUCAAAAUUUAUGCUUUGGAAAAUCAUGGAAUGCUAGUGUUGAAGGUGUACGAUUAAAAAAACUUUUAACUUGGAUUAAUACAGACUCCAAUACAAUAGUAAAUUCUAACUUGGCAGAUUUCAUGAAACGUUCACAUCCUCGUAUUGGUGAAAUAAAAGAUUUAGAAAAUAUAUAUAUGUACACAAAUAUGAUACAUGGUAAAGUUGGGAAAAAGGAAAUAUUUGAAAAAUUGAACAUUUUAAGUGACUGCCCUAUAAAUAAUGAAGUAAUAGUACAACAAAACUAUUUGAAAUAUAUAAAUAAUUUACGUCAGAAAUUAAAGAAACAUGUACCAGAAAUUUCAUUUUCAGAUGUCUAUGAAGAUUUAUUAUCCUUCGAUAAAGAUUAUACAAGUAUUUUAUCAGAAAAUCAACUUUUUUCUAUCUUAGAUAAACAUAAAAUACAUAUAAAUCAAACAUUUUUGAUACCUCUAUUAGAUCUGCUUCAAAUACGUAAAGAAAAUGGUAUAAACUACAAGGAGUUAUUAAAACUUCUAAAUUGGAAAUAUGACUUUCCUACACUACCAAAAAUAGAAAAAAUUCCUUUAGAAUGUCAAUAUUACAAUACUACAUACAAUACUACAAUAGGAAGUAUAAAUAUCAUAAAUACUACAUAUAUUCCAACAGCAGGGAUUUCUUAUAAAAAUUUAGAUAAACCAACUGCUUAUAGCCUUAUACUUCCAAAUAUUUUUACAAGGCAUGGUCUUAGUCAUACAGAUCUCUCUAAACUUCGAAGUAAAGAAGAAAUAAAAAGUAUUUUUGAAGCUAUUGGAAUUCAAUUUCCAAAUGACAGCUACAAUUUACUUUGGGAAAAAGGAUUAGAAAAAAAUGGCACUAUUCUCAUAUCUGUAGAAACAUUUGCAAGCUUACUUGAUCAAUAUGAUGAUUUAAUUAAUGACAAAAAUAAUUAA